UCAAAGGAAAUCCACAAAUUUUAUAGCCAUGGAUAGUGUGUAACACGUAGGCAAAGCCGUCAGGUACAGUUAGUUUUUUAAAAUAACAGUACCAAAGGUUGAUACACCAAAUUGCUUUAACAAUAGUAUGUUUUUGAACGAUUUACAUAAUGUCAAUCUGACAGCUGCCUGACAUUGAGAAGGUCAUCUGGAGGAUACAAUUGUCAUAAUAAAUCUUGCUUCAUUGGCCGUACGGAGGAGGGAACUACAAUUUAUAAUAUUUUUCAAUGUAACUGAUAAUAGUCAUAGGCGAUAACUAUCCUGAGAAUAUCGUCUACAUCGAACAAAUAUUUUCAGCAUAAACUACUAUUAAAUGUGCUUCAACUUUAAGUUUGAAAGUUUAUAAAGGGCAGAUGGCGGUGGAGAGCGAGGCGGAAGGCGCGGGCGAGGCGCCGCGCGACGUGCGCGUGCUCACGCUCAACCACGGCGAGCACCUCGACUCCACGCUGUUCAGAUUCGAGAGGGGCUGCCGUUUGCAGUUCAGCCCCGGCACCAGCCUGCUGGGGCGCAAGGUGUUCCUGUACACCAACUACGUGCCGGACGGCGCCGAGGGCGAGGCGGAGUUCGUGCGCAACCAGUACUACGCGCUGGAGUGGCGGUGCGGCGGCGCCGCCGCGGGCGCCGGCCUGCUGGUGGCCGACGACGAGGCGCACUGCGAACUGCGCCUGGCGCGCGCGGGCUCGUUCCACUACUACUUCGUGUACGACAGCGCCGAGUCGCGCGUGGGCCCGCAGGGCUCGGGCUGGUUCCACGUGGCGCCGGCGCUGGGCGUGCCGCUGGACGGCGUCAUGUGCCAGACGGUGCUGGCCAAGUGCCUGGGCCCGCUGGCGCGCUGGCCGGGCGUGCUCCGCGUGGCCCGCGAGGCGGGCUACAACGCGUUGCACUUCACGCCCGUGCAGGCGCGCGGCGCGUCCGACUCGGCCUACAGCAUCGCCGACCAGCUGCGCGUCGACCCGCGCUUCGGCGCCGCCGGCGCGCCGCCGCCGGGCUUCGACGACGUGCGCGCCGCGCUGGACGCGGUGCGCGCCGACUGGCAGGUGCUGUGCAUCAGCGACGUGGUGCUCAACCACACGGCCAACGAGACGCCGUGGCUGGCCGAGCACCCCGAGGCCACGUACAACUGCCACAACUGCCCGCACCUGCGGCCCGCCGCGCUGCUGGACGCGCUGCUGGCGCGGCUCGGCGCCGACGUGGCGCGCGGCGCGCUGGAGCCCGGCGUGCCGCGCCGCGUGUGCGCGCACGACCACGUGCAGGCGCUGCGCGGGGAGCUGGCGGCGCGCGUGGCGGCGGCGCGCCUGCACGAGCUGUGGGCGUGCGACGCGGCGGCCGUGGAGCGCCGCUUCCGCGCGCUGGCCGCCGCGCGCCCGCCGCCGCCCGCGCGCGCGCCGGCCGCCGCGCCGCUGCGCCUGCUGGCCGACGCGCAGCGCCGCCGCGGCGCCGCCGGCGUGGACCUGGAGCUGGCGCUGCAGCUCUACAACGUGCACAGGCCCGAGUGCGCCGACGAGGAGGCGCGUCUGGACAGCGCCUGCGCCGAGCUGCGGCGGUGCCUCGAGCGGCUGAACGCGGAGGUCGAGGCGGAGGUGCGCGCGCACCUGGCGGCCGCCGUGGACAACUGCGUGGCCGGCAUGCGCUACGAGCGCCUGCAGGCCGACGGGCCGCGCGUGGCCGAGGUGAGCGCGGCGCACCCGCUCGUGCCGCGCUACUUCGCGUGGCCGCCCGUCGACAGCGCGGCCGAGGCGGAGGCGCUGGUGUACGGGCCGCGCGGCCGCCUGGUGCAGGCGCACAACGGCUGGGUCAUGGACGCCGACCCGCUGCAGGACUUCGCGGCGCCCGAGCGCGACGGCCGCGUGUACCUGCGGCGCGAGCUGGUGGCGUGGGGCGACAGCGUCAAGCUGCGCUACGGCGCGCGGCCCGAGGACUGCGCCUUCCUGUGGGCGCACAUGCGGCGCUACGUGGAGCUCACGGCCGAGCUGUUCGACGGCGUGCGCCUCGACAACUGCCACUCCACGCCGCUGCACGUGGCGGAGUACAUGCUGGACUGCGCGCGCCGCGUGCGGCCCGAGCUGUACGUGCUGGCCGAGCUGUUCACCAACUCCGACCAGGUGGACAACGUGUUCGUCAACCGCCUGGGCAUCUCGUCGCUCGUCCGCGAGGCGCAGGCGGCGUGGGACGCGCGCGAGCUGGGCCGCCUGCUGCACCGCUUCGGCGGCCGGCCCGUGGGCGCCUUCGCGCCGCGCCGCGCCGCCGCGCCCGCCGUGGCGCACGCGCUGCUGCUGGACCUCACGCACGACAACCCGUCGCCGCUGCGGCGCCGCUGCGUGUUCGACCUGCUGCCCACGGCCGCGCUCGUGGCCGCCGCCAGCUGCGCCUCGGGCAGCACGCGCGGCUACGACGAGCUGGUGCCGCACGCCGUGCACGUGGUGGACGAGGCGCGCCUGUACGCCGAGUGGGGCGAGGCCGAGGCGCCGGGCCGCGUGGGCGCGCGCGCGGGGCUGCUGGCCGCGCGGCGCGCGCUCAACGAGCUGCACGCCGAGCUGGCGGGCGCGGGCUACAGCGAGGUGUACGUGGACCAGGUGGAUGACGACGUCAUCGCCGUCACCAGGCACGACCCCGUCUCCAGAAAGUCCGUCAUACUGGUGGCGGUGACGGCCUUCUCCGCGCCCGAGCCCGCGUGCGCCGGCCGCGCCGCGCCGCCGCUGCGCUUCGAGGGCCGGCUGGACGAGAUCGUGCUGGAGGCCGUGCUGCGCCACCGCGACCACGAGAGCACGGGGCGCGCCUUCGAGCCGCCGGGCGCCUUCGCGCGCCACCCGCAGUUCAUCACCGGCCUGAGCGAGUACCGCGCCGAGCUGCGCCGCGCCGUGCCGCUGGAAGAGUCGCGCGUGUUCGCGGGCGCGCGGCGCGACGGCGCGCUCACCGAGCUGGCCUUCCGCGCGCUGCUGCCGGGCACGGUGGCGGCGCUGCGCGUGGCGCCGGGCGCGGGCGCGGCGCGCGCGCUGGAGCGGCUGCGGCGCCUGGCCGCGCCCGGCGCGCUGGCGCUGGCGCCCGCGCUGGCGCCGCUGGACCUGCCCGACUUCCACACGCUGCUGUACUGCUGCGACGCCGAGGAGCGCGAGCGCGGCGGCGGCGCGGUGUACGACGUGCCGGGCCACGGGCCGCUGGCGUACGCGGGGCUGCAGGGCGUCGCGGCGCUGCUGCAGGACGUGGCGGCGCGCGACGAGCUGGGCCACGCGCUGUGCGCCAACCUGCGCGCGGGCGACUGGCUGGCGCGCUACACGUGGCGCCGCCUGGAGGCCGAGCCGCGCCUGGCGCCCGUGGCCGCGCGCUACCGCGCCGCGCUCGAGCCGCUGGAGGACCUGCCGCGGUUCCUGGUGCCCACGUACUUCGAGGCCGUGCUGAGCGCGCUGUUCGACGCCGUGAGCGGCGCGGCGCUGGCGCGGCUGGGCGGCGCGGCGCGCGGCGGCCCGGCGGCGCGCGCGCUGGCGCUCACCAGCGUGCAGCUGACGGGCCGCGUGCCGUCGGCGCGCCUGCCGCCGCCCGCGCCCGGCGCCGCGCCCUCGCUGUCGGCCGGCCUGCCGCACUUCGCCGUCGGCCACAUGCGCUGCUGGGGCCGCGACACCUUCAUCGCGCUGCGCGGCCUGUUCCUGCUCACCGGCCGCUACGACGACGCGCGCCACCACAUCCUGGCCUACGGCGCCUGCCUGCGCCACGGCCUCAUCCCCAACCUGCUGGACGGCGGGCGCCACGCGCGCUACAACUGCCGCGACGCCGUGUGGUGGUGGCUGCGCGCCAUCCGGCAGUACUGCGCCGAGGCGCCGCGGGGCCCGGCGCUGCUGGCGGCCGCCGUGCCGCGCCUGUGGCCGCGCGACGACGCCGCGCCCGCGCCGCCCGGCAGCGCCGACCAGCCGCUGCACGACGUCAUGCAGGAGGCGCUCGACGUGCACUUCCAGGGGCUCGUGUUCCGCGAGCGCGGCGCCGGCCGCCAGAUCGACGCGCACAUGGCCGACCGGGGCUUCGACGUGCAGAUCGGCGUGGACCCCGACACCGGCUUCCCCUUCGGCGGGAACGACGCCAACUGCGGCACGUGGAUGGACAAGAUGGGCUCGAGCGACCGCGCGGGGACGCGCGGCCGGCCCGCCACGCCGCGCGACGGCAGCGCCGUGGAGCUCGUCGCGCUGUGCUACGACACCGUGACGUGGCUGGCGGCGCAGCACCGCGCGGGCCGCUACCCCUACCCCGGCGUGGCGCGGCGCCACCGCGACGGCGCGCUCACGGCCUGGACGUGGGCGCAGUGGGCGGAGCGCCUGCGCCGCAACUUCGAGCGCCACUUCUGGGUGCCCGCCGCGCCCUCGGCGGCCGACGCGCGCCCCGACCUGGUGCACCGCCGCGCCAUCUACAAGGACUCGCACGGCGCCGCGCGGCCCUGGGCCGACUACCAGCUGCGCUGCAACUUCGCCGUGGCCAUGGCCGUGGCGCCCGACCUGUUCGACGCGCAGCACGCGUGGGCGGCGUUGGACUCCGUGCGGCGCCUGCUGCGGGGCCCGCUGGGGCUCAAGACGCUGGACCCGGCCGACUGGGCCUACCGCCCGAACUACGACAACGCCGACGACUCGGCCGACCCCGCCGUGGCGCACGGCUUCAACUACCACCAGGGGCCCGAGUGGGUGUGGCCGCUCACCUUCUACCUGCGCGCGCGCCUCGCGCUCGCGCCCGCCGCCGAGCGCGCCGCCGCCGCGGCCGACGCGCUGGCGGCGCUGGGCCCGCUGCUGGCCGAGCUGCGCGCCUCGCCCUGGCGCGGCCUGCCCGAGCUGACCGACGCGGCCGGCGCGCGCUGCCCCGGCUCCUGCCGCUCGCAGGCCUGGAGCUCGGCCGGCGCGCUCGAGCUGCUGCGCGACCUGGCCGACGCCCGCCGCGCGCGCGCGCUGCCCGACUGA
Molecule: messenger RNA, 4970 nt
Organism: Pararge aegeria (speckled wood butterfly)
Lineage: Eukaryota; Metazoa; Arthropoda; Insecta; Lepidoptera; Nymphalidae
Product: glycogen debranching enzyme
Exons: 8
Coding region: 393-4970 (1525 amino acids)
Biological process (GO): glycogen catabolic process; glycogen biosynthetic process
Molecular function (GO): amylo-alpha-1,6-glucosidase activity; 4-alpha-glucanotransferase activity
Source: RefSeq, a predicted model, not a curated record